CAUAACAUCUGUGAAGGAUCAUUCAUUCUGGGCCUUCCUGGUUUGGUUUGGUGAAGAAGUGAGGAUGGCUGCGGUUAGAUUUGGAAUAAUUGCAAGAUCAAUGAAAACAUCUGCUGCUCAGCAGCAGAUGGUAAAACCACCUGUGCAAGUUUUCGGACUUGAGGGGAGGUACGCAAGUGCUCUCUAUUCAGCAGCCUCAAAGUUGAAACAGUUAGAUGCAGUGGAAAAAGAAUUAACGAAAUUCCAGCAGACGCUUCGAACCGAUGUUAAACUCCGAGAAUUCAUUGAAAAUCCUACGCUGAAACGCCACACAAAAACAGAAGCAGUAAAACAAAUUGCAAGUAAACUUGCGCUUUCGCCACCGACGGCAAAUCUUGUUACAUUACUGGCGGAGAAUGGCCGGCUGAAAAGUCUUGAAGCUGUUAUUAAUUCGUUCAAGACAAUUAUGGCAGCUUACAGGGGAGAAGUAGUUUGUGAAGUUGUGACUGCCACCGCUCUCGAUGAUGCUACGAGGAAGGAACUGGAAGAUGCACUCAAGGGACACCUAAAGCAGGGGCAGACAUUGGUACUAAACACGAAGGUCGACCCAGCAAUAAUUGGAGGUAUGAUUGUGAGCAUCGGUGAUAAAUAUGUUGACAUGAGUACCGCGAGCAAAAUAAAGAAAUAUACUGAUCUUAUUUCUGCUGCAGUGUAGACUAAGUUUAUUGAUUAGCAAGGUUGACAGAAACCUGUUCUACAGCAGCAAGUUCAUAGUGAUAUAUGCAAACCUUUAGUGUUUUACAAUAAACUGGAAUUUUCAAAACAAAACUUCCAUUUUCUGUGAAAACUGUUUUGCAUAAACCUCUGUUUAUAUGGAUAUAUACUGAAUGGUUUGUGUUUGUUUAAUUAUGACCAGAAUGCACGAUAUUUUCAAUCAUUAAAUAUUACCAGAAAUAAUAUAUUUAAUGUCGUACUCUGAACUACUGUGAAAUAAUACACUGGUGCAAUACACAUUUUGUCUUGUGCUCUUUAUGUCUGUUGCAGAUUAUGUAGUUUUCUGUUAAUGGAACUGUUGUUUAGAUUAAUAAAUUACUCAUGGAACUGCUA
This is a messenger RNA of Schistocerca nitens (vagrant locust), 1086 nucleotides long. It is a transcript of the gene ATPsynO, whose product is annotated as ATP synthase subunit O, mitochondrial. Gene Ontology annotation, biological process: proton motive force-driven mitochondrial ATP synthesis. The transcript has a single exon. Bases 65 to 694 code for a protein of 209 amino acids. Gene Ontology annotation, molecular function: proton-transporting ATP synthase activity, rotational mechanism. NCBI's taxonomy places the organism in Eukaryota, Metazoa, Arthropoda, Insecta, Orthoptera, Acrididae. The record is from RefSeq and is a predicted model, not a curated record.